AUCUUGUGUUUUUAAGAGUGUAAGCCCACAAUGGUUCAAGAUUGACUUGGAAAAUUACCUGUAAAUCUGACAAAUGUCAAAUCUACAUUUGAUGAAACAGUUUAAACGGAAGCAGAACAUUAUUUAUCUACUGCAGCUGACCUCUGGACAUACUUGUUGACUCAACACAGUCCUGUGGUCCAGCGGAAGGGGCGGGGACUCCUCUGCCACACACUUCCCAAUUGAGCGCCUCUCCUCGGCUCAACUUCACCAGACGGCUCCCUGUCGACGCGUCUGGACGCCACGAAGCUCGCAGUUCCGCAAAAAUGACGCUCGCAAUGAAAUUCUGGACUGUGGUGUUUAAUGUGUUGUGUCUGCCGCUGCACGUGAUGUACAGCGUGGGCCUGUACAACAUAUACAAACGCAUCUUCCCCAUGUGUUUAUACCGCAUCUCCAAGAACUACAACAAGAAGAUGCACGACAAGAAGACGGAGCUGUUCCGCAGCCUGACCCAGUUCACAAAGCCCGGCGGCCGCCUCACGCUGCUGGAGAUCGGCUGCGGCACCGGGGCCAAUUUUCAGUACUACCCAGACGGAUGCAAGGUGAUCUGCACCGACCCCAACCCGCACUUUGAGAAAUAUCUGCAAAAAUCCAUGGCCGACAACGACCAGCUGUCAUACGAGCGGUUCGUGGUGGCGACAGGGGAGGACCUGGGGUCAAUCGAGGACGAGUCGGUGGACGUGGUAGCGUGCACGCUGGUGCUGUGCACCGUCAACGACAUCCCGCAGACCCUGAGAGAGGUGCACCGUGUCCUGCGGCCGGGUGGAGCCUUCUUCUUCCUGGAGCACGUGGUUGCAAACCCCUCGACCUGGGCCUUCUUCUUCCAGCACGUCCUGCAGCCUCUGUGGUACUAUUUCGGUGAUGGAUGCGAGAUCACCCGGGCAACGUGGAAGAACCUGGAGGAAGCCAGAUUCUCUGAUCUCAAAUUGAGACACAUCGAUGCGCCGCUCUUCGUCUUGAUGAAACCGCACAUCGUAGGCUAUGCUGUCAAAUAGGUUGCGUGUCUGAUCAGCUGUGUAGCACGCUUCCCUCGCAAACCAGUGUGUUAAUAUGCCAAGCAUUGAACGCCUCUCCUCCCCUGUGUGAUAAGAUCACCACUUAUAUAGAUAACACCAGUCACUUUAAUACUAAUUUUAUUUUUGUAUUGGAGAAAAAAAGUGUUGUUUUGUAAAGAAAAAGGACAACCUCACAGAGAAGGCACACAAUACUAAUUUUGUAUACAGCUGAAGUGAGAAGUAUAUCUUGGUGUUUGUUCUUCAUCUCCCACCUGCUUGCUGAUAAACUGAUGUAAUCAUAACAAUAGGGGAAUGUUGUCUACCUGUGUUUACCUGUGUGGGUUGAUUUGUACCUUUUUUUGAUAUAAAAAUUAGGUCACUUAAACAUAUAUUUUUGCUGUGAUUGAAGUGAUUGUGUCAAAAAUAAAUAAAGGUUUUAAACCUG
This is a messenger RNA of Stegastes partitus (bicolor damselfish), 1479 nucleotides long. Its product is annotated as methyltransferase-like protein 7A. Gene Ontology annotation, molecular function: S-adenosylmethionine-dependent methyltransferase activity. The coding region runs from base 306 to 1034 and encodes 242 amino acids. The record is from RefSeq and is a predicted model, not a curated record. The transcript has 2 exons. NCBI's taxonomy places the organism in Eukaryota, Metazoa, Chordata, Actinopteri, Pomacentridae.